Molecule: messenger RNA, 6890 nt
Organism: Helicoverpa zea (corn earworm)
Lineage: Eukaryota; Metazoa; Arthropoda; Insecta; Lepidoptera; Noctuidae
Gene: mon2
Product: protein MON2 homolog
Exons: 40
Coding region: 111-5015 (1634 amino acids)
Source: RefSeq, a predicted model, not a curated record
CUGAACCGAAAAUAGUGAUGUCGAUUGUGUACAUGGCAUAAAUUCAAUUUCUUUAAUUUUUUACGUAAAAUAUGAUGUGAAUAAGUGAAUUAGCAGGAAAAAAUUGAAUAAUGGCGUUCGUAAGCGCUGUGACCGGCGAUGACUCCACGAAGAAAUUCAUGGAUGUCCUUCAAAACGAUUUCAAGACAUUGAGUUUGGAGACCAAGAAGAAAUAUCCUCAGAUAAGAGAGGCAUGUGAUGAAGCCAUUGAGAAGCUGUCCCUCGCCUCCAACAACCCUCAGGCCUCGUUGUAUGGAGUAGUCAACCAGAUAUUGUACCCUCUUGUCCAAGGAUGUGAGUCUAAGGACCUGAAGAUUAUCAAGUUCUGUCUUGGCACCAUCCAGCGUCUGAUAGCCCAGCAAGGCAUAGAUGCCAAAGGAGCUCGGCAUGUAGUGGACUGCCUUUACAACCUGGGCCAGGCAGGAGUGCUGGAGCUCAAGCUACUGCAAACUGCUGCCCUGUUGAUGACCACGUCAGAUCUGGUGCAUGGAGACACCCUGGCUAGGACAAUGGUCAUGUGUAUCCGUAUGGUAUCGCCGUCGGAGAGCCGUGACGUCAGCACCAGUCAUGCGGCAGCAGCUACUGUGAGGCAGCUGGUGGCGUUGGUGUUCGAGAGGGCAUUGGCUGAGGCUGAGGGUGCUCUAAAAGUGAACCCUGCAGAUGUGAGACCACAGACUAACAACAAGGCACCUAAGGAUCUUAAACCAUGCGCCGUCGAUGCAUAUCUUAUAUUACAGGAUAUAAUCCAGUUAAUAAACGGCGAUGCGGCACAUUGGCUGGUCGGUAUAUCUGACGUUCCGAAGACAUUCGGCUUGGAGUUACUGGAUACGGUGCUCACGGACUUCUCGCCUAUUUUCUUUAAAAUAGCGGAAUUCAGAUUUCUGUUGAAGGAGCACGUGUGUGCCCUCAUCAUCAGGCUGUUCUCACCAAACGUCAAGUACAGGGCAGCGUUCACGGGAGUGCACAUCCCGGGCGCGGGCAGCACGGCGGGUGCUGGUGCAGGCGCCGCCGCCGAGCGGCCGCACUUCCCCGUCACCAUGCGCCUGCUGCGCCUCGUGUCCGUCAUAGUGCACAAGUAUCAUGCUGUGCUGGUGACAGAAUGCGAAAUCUUCCUAUCUCUCACAAUAAAGUUCUUGGACCCAGACAAACCGAUGUGGCAACGGGCGUUAGCUUUAGAAGUACUACACAAAAUGACUAUACAACCAAAUCUAUUAAAAGCGUUCUGCGAAUGCUAUGACAUGAAGCCGCACGCGACGAACAUAUUCCAAGACAUAGUGAACGCUCUCGGCGCCUAUGUGCAGAGUCUGUUCGUCGCUUCUAAUGUUAAUACUGCUGCUGGCUCAUCAGGUAUACCGCAACAGUCAGGAUUCUACUGGAAAGGAGUGUGGCUGCCACUUUGUGUUACCUUCGACCCUGGCACUGCUAAAUCUGUGUACAUAGAGAUGCUGGAUCGAUCAGAAGCACCGACAAUACAGGAUGGGUACGGCAUAUCAGUCGCCUACGCUUGUCUCAUGGAGAUUAUACGGUCUAUAGCCAUCAGUGUCGAGGGAAGCGAGUAUUUUAGGCUACAAGAAAUGUAUGAAGACAUACAGAACGAUACAGAAGAGAGAGAAAUAAACUCUAAUAAGAACGGAAAUAACAAAGUAGAUGUGGACAACAAGACAGACAAAAUAAUAACGAACAACUCUCACAACGGGGAGGCUGAUCAGAACUCCAACGUGGUCAAGAAGAUUGAAGAUGAAGUCGAGGAUAAGGAGUUACAGCUUAGAUUACAGUUGCUGAAAUCGUCAUGGUGUGGUCUUGUAUGGGGUUUGUCAGUAUUAGCUGAAGCAAGUAUAGGUGAACUGGAGAAUAUACUCCGUGCCAUACAGACAUUAGCCAGAGUCAGUGGGAAGGUAGGACACUCAGUAGGUCGCGACGCAUGCGUAAGCGCAUUAUGUCGCUGCGCCCUCCCAGCUCAAUACGUAGUGCCUGCCCUCGGAGCCCUGGGCGCUCUGCCCUGCCCUUGGCGCCGCGAGCCGCCGCCGCCGCCCGACCCGGACUAUAGGCAUCAAGUUGUGUGGGUCGGGACUCCGCUGCCAUCAGCUUCAUUACCUACAGGCCAACAGCAAUCCUUCGUGAUGGUGACCUCUCGUCACGUGACGGCGAUGAAGGCGUUGCUCUGCGCCGCACAACGCGACGGCGACACUAUACAGCAGGCGUGGUUGCCUGUGCUUACUACGUUGCAGCAUCUGGUUUGGAUCCUGGGCCUCAAACCUUCAACCGGCGGCAGUAUGAAGGCGAGCCGCGCAAGCGCAGAUGCCAACGCCGUAAUGAGCACUUCUGCUGUCAUGGCCGAUCUACCUGGGCAGCAAGUUCCCGUGGCCGAGUCACUCGGAGUUAUGAGUGCGCUUUCAGCGAUGUUAUCGCGAGUGUUCGAGUCUUCAAAGAACUUGGAUGAUGUAGCGCUCCAUCAUCUGAUUGAUGCGCUGUGCAAGCUUUCCAAUGAGGCUAUGGAACUAGCUUAUUCUAAUAGGGAACCAUCACUAUUUGCAGUGGCGAAGUUACUCGAAACUGGCUUAGCAAAUAUGCACAGGAUAGAAGUAAUGUGGAGACCUAUUACUAACCAUUUACUUGAGGUUUGCCAACACCCACACAUACGCAUGCGCGAGUGGGGAGUGGAAGCUAUAACAUACCUAGUGCAAGCUGCCUUCCAAUAUCAUCAUGUUAAUCCUGUGUUAGUGACUGAGGCUCGUGAACGCCUUCUCUUGGAGCCACUAUCAGAGCUGUGUGCAGUGCGGCAGUGUGACGUCAGAGCUCGGCAGCUGGAGUGUGCAGCCAGGCUGCUGCACUCCAGGGGAGACCAGCUCGGCGCCGCCUGGCCGCUCAUGAUGGAGAUCAUCUCUGCUAUAUCCUCGCAUCAUAGCGAGCAGCUGAUCCGCUCAGCGUUCCAGUGCGCCCAGGUGGUGGCCGGCGACCUGCUGGGCUGCGCCGGCCCGCGCUGUCUCCGCCAAGUGCUGGCCGCCGCCGCUGCCUUCGCCACGCAGACCAAGGAGCUCAACAUCAGUCUCACUGCUGUGGGGCUCAUGUGGAACAUAUCGGAUUACUUGUACCACAACCGGGACAAAUUAGUAGCAGCUUUAGCGAAUGACACGGCGGUGUGUCCCGAGGUGCCCAACCACGCUGAAUUGCCGCCAUUGGACAAGCUGUGGAUGUGUCUAUAUAUUAGACUUAGCGAACUAUGCACGGAGCCCCGCGCCCCAGUCCGUCGUGCCGCCAGCCAGACGUUAUUCAGCUGCAUCGGUGCCCACGGCACUCUGCUCAGCAAGCCCGCCUGGCGAGCACUGCUGGCUGUACUCUUCCCUAUGUUGGAGCAGGUCCAAAAACAGUCGAACAUAGCGAGUUCGGAGAAGGUGGAUACGGGAGAACAUAUCCUCAUACAUCACACUAGAAAUACUGCGCAGAAACAGUGGGCAGAAACACAGGUGCUAACACUAUCAGGCGUGUCCCGGGUGUUCCACUCGCGGUUCCAGCUGCUCACCACGGUGGGAGACUUCAACCGAUCCUGGACAGCACUGCUUGAUUAUAUCACUGACUUCGCUUUGCGCAGGAGUCAUGAGGUAUCAGUAGGAGCAUUGAAGUCAUUCCAAGAAGUGGUGUCAGCAGCAGGGCGGGCUACCGAGGUGGAGGCCUCUCUACAGAGGCGCGUGUGGGCGGCUGCCUGGGCAGCAUGGACUAAUAUAGCCUCUGCAUCACCUUCCGACCCUCCUCCAUCAGAAGAUGGCAAGCCAGUGGAAGUGUACGCGCCGUCUCUGAACUUCCUUACCACGCUUGUACAGAUCUUCCCUCUCAUCUUUCAACAUAUACGACCCACGUUCACGGCAGCGGACGUGACAAAGCUAGGCUCGUGCUUAUCCCACGUGUGCAGCACGGAGCCGUCGGCCGCGGCCACGGCGCUCGACUCGCUGACGGCCGCCGCGCCCGUCAGCCUGCAUGCGCUGCACUGCCUCGAUAUUGUGCAUAAGGAAGCCCUCCAACGCCACGAGCUGUUACCAGCACUGUUCUCAGCAUUAACAUCGUUGGCGUCGGCUUGCGGCAGCCGCGCGGGCGCCGCGCCGCGCUGUCUAGCGGCGGCUACUGCGCUGUACCGAGCCGCGCCUGAAGCUGCGAAGCUUGUGUUACCUGAUUUGUUGGUUGCGUUACAUACGUCAGUGCAGAAAUACGGUCAGGACAAGCGACGGAAGACUGCUGAGCAAAUGGAGGAAACUGCACAGAUCUCAUCGCUUUUGCUACAGGUAUUAGAAACCGGUCUUCCACUAGCCAGAGAAGAACCAGAGGUAUAUAAAGAAUUUUGGGAGACCCUACCCAAAGUGCUCGAGACAUUCCUAUUUGAACCACCCGUGGGCGGCGGCCGAGCAGCCCGAGCCCUGGUGCUGGCGGUGCGGACGCAGGCGCUGCGGGCGCGGCCGCGGCUGCCGGCGGCGCAGCUGCGGCCGCUGCUGGCGCUGGUCCGCGCCGGCUCCUUGCACACGCAGCCGCCCACUCCUAUACAAAAUGAGCAAGAAUUAAAGGAGAGGGAAGAGUUCGCUCGCACGUGCUUCGAGACGCUACUGCAGUACUCCAUGCUUGAGGACAUCGACUCCUUCGCGGGCGUUGAGAAUGACACAGACCCCCUAGCGAUAGUAGCGUUACUAGACAGGUUUCAGGAGGUCAUCUCCAAAUAUACACAGGACGAAGAUAAUACGGAACCACUACCUAGGCAACAGGUUUCGGAAAUCUCGUUCGUGCUGAAGGCGGUGGCCACGCUCACAGAGAGCAUGCGCAAAGCGCCGCCCGGGAAGGUCGACGCUGCUGCCUGGCAGAAACUUAUAGCGCUAUAUCCGUACUUAGUACGCCUAGCAGGCAGCGCGCUGUCGAGCGGUGCGGGCGCAGGCGCCGGCGCAGCGCUGCGCGAGGCGCUGCUACAGUUCGGCGCGCUGCUCGCCGCGCCGCUAUAGCGACGCCUCACAUACACCAUACACAUAUAGGUAACAUGUCUAGCGGGGCGGGCGCAGCGCUGCGCGAGGCGCUGCUACAGUUCGGCGCGCUGCUCGCCGCGCCGCUAUAGCGACGCCUCACAUACACCAUACACAUAUAGGUAACAUGUCUAGCGGGGCGGGCGCAGCGCUGCGCGAGGCGCUGCUACAGUUCGGCGCGCUGCUCGCCGCGCCGCUAUAGCGACGCCUCACAUACACCAUACACAUAUAGGUAACAUGUCUAGCGGGGCGGGCGCAGCGCUGCGCGAGGCGCUGCUACAGUUCGGCGCGCUGCUCGCCGCGCCGCUAUAGCGACGCCUCACAUACACCAUACACAUAUAGGUAACAUGUCUAGCGGGGCGGGCGCAGCGCUGCGCGAGGCGCUGCUACAGUUCGGCGCGCUGCUCGCCGCGCCGCUAUAGCGACGCCUCACAUACACCAUACACAUAUAGGUAACAUGUCUAGCGGGGCGGGCGCAGCGCUGCGCGAGGCGCUGCUACAGUUCGGCGCGCUGCUCGCCGCGCCGCUAUAGCGACGCCUCACAUACACCAUACACAUAUAGGUAACAUGUCUAGCGGGGCGGGCGCAGCGCUGCGCGAGGCGCUGCUACAGUUCGGCGCGCUGCUCGCCGCGCCGCUAUAGCGACGCCUCACAUACACCAUACACAUAUAGGUGGCGUCAAAACUCAUAGAAGUUGCCGCGGCGCGGCCAUAGAGGGCGCUGAACCGAUAAUUAUGACUAGGUAUAUAACAUGAAUUAAUAUAUAAUGUACUAGAACUGUCUGUUAAGUUAUUAUUAGCUAGAGUAAAAUAUUAUAGAUAGAAAUAUACAUUGAGUCUUGAUUUUACACAUUGUUUAAUCUAAAACUUGGUUAAACUCUUAGGAAAAAAUAAUUUGGUAAAGAUCUCCAAAACUACCAAAAAUAAUCUAAAACAAUUAAAAACUUAAGCAAUGUGUAACAUUUAGGCUCUAAAGAAUUAAUUUUAUUAAUAAAGAGACAACCAUAUUAAUUUAAUGUUUUAUUUUCUUAUUGGUUUACUACAAAAUGGUCUAUGUUUGUUAUACAUGCACAGACAUGACAUAAUAGUUACUUUGCUUAUCUGAAGUUGGCUAAUAGGAACUUCAUGGUAGUCAAAAUGUGUGAACAAAACACUGCCGCGCAUGCGCCAGGCAUCAAAUGGCUAACUUCAGUGAAGCAAAGUUAUUUUGACUUGAACUGUAACAUAACAAUGACAAACUAUGGAAAGAAUAUAACAAAGUAAAAACUAUUGCUUGAAGAGUACGCAAAGUAAACCUGACACUCAAUUCAAUCCUCAAUUUAUUUGUCUGUAUAAUAAGACCAACAUGGCCCUUUGUAUAAAGAACUACUUACAAAAGCAUUCCUAUUUACAAUCGGUUAACUUAUAGAAGUUUUUAUAUUUUGUAUAUAUUGAAGUAUAUAUUCUACUAUGUAUUGUUGGCAAUUAACGAAAAUAUCGCUCGAAAUACAGCAAUUUUACACAGUAAGCAACAAGCUAUUCUAUUACAUUAUAAAUUAUUAUCUUAGAAUGAAUAAUAAGAAGUGAUAGUGACAUCUUUGAAUACUUAUUAUUUAUUCUAAGAUAUUUUUCAAGCAGCUAAAAAGGGCACCUGCUUUUAAAAUAAAUAACUAAAUAAGAUAAAUACGACAAAUAAAGCUAGCUAUAAACAAAAGAGUGAAGCCAUAGAUAAGGAUUGUAGCGGAUUUUUGUAAUUAUUACACGUUUAUGCGAGGCUUAAAAUUAUGGCAGAAAUAGUUCUAAACAGCUUUGCUCAAAUAGAUAGGAUUGAAGCUUGAUUUUAUAUAAAUAAAAUACAAACUUAAACUUUCCAACUAAA